Messenger RNA from Miscanthus lutarioriparius, 1242 nucleotides. NCBI's taxonomy places the organism in Eukaryota, Viridiplantae, Streptophyta, Magnoliopsida, Poales, Poaceae. The record is from the annotation of a GenBank genome assembly.
AUGGCAGCCGCGCGCUGCCGCCCUGGAUGGAGAUUCCGCUGUGGGAGAAGGAAAACUGGGUCCCUGGACGGCUGGACGAGUGGGCAUGCGUGGACAGAAAGGCUGAGAUGCACCGCGACUAUCGAGAUGAACAAGAUGCAAGUGGAGUGGGAGAACCCGAACAGAGCCUGGGGGAGCCGGGGAGGCGUCAAGGCGGGAAGGGAAAUCAGAUGUGAUCAGAUGGACCGCGUGAAGAAAUUCACUGGCAUGGCGAAGGGCACGCCUGUGGUCCCAGUUCGGAGAGAUGAAGAUGAGAGCUUGGUUCUGUUUGGGGAGCUGUAUAAGCAUGAGAAAGAGAGAGAUAUGAACCUCCUUGAGCCAAUGUUCUCAGUGGAGUUUGAAGCUAUUCAAGGAGAUGGUCGCAUGUUCAAGCUUCCUUCAGGAAAGAGAGAUUACCUCCUUCCAGAUAGCGAAAAGCAUGAUUAUGACUGGCUCAAGACUCCUCCAGCGAGCCCACUGUUCCCCUCCCUUGAGAUGGAAGCCAACUCAUCCCAGAUGAUUUUUCAGAAGGAACUGCCUAUACUUCAGCCAAUCAGAACUUCAAGGUUCUCAAGCAAGCCCGACUCUACAACUGCAUCAACAACGUCUGAAUCACCUACCUCCAGCUCCACUACAUCUGUAACUCCAACAGCGAGGCCCAGCUCUUCAUCAUCAAAGAAAUCAUCAAAGAAAAAACUCAACAGAGAAGCUCCUACUCCAUCUAAAGAACAGGACUCAGCUUACAGAAUGGAUAAGAAGUCCAGCUAUACACCUCUGACCAAUAGGCAGCACAAUUCAAUUCCUGCAGCCCCAACAGCUGCUGCUACUACUACUACUACAGCCACCAAAGUAUCCAAGAAAACUUCGGGCAACAAAUCUCAGCCGUCAAAUGCAGUCAAGAAUGUGGCCGGAUUGGACAAGGCACCGAAGAAGAACGUUGCAGCAACCACAGCGAAACCUCGGCUGAAUGAUUCUUCAGCUGGUGCAAAGGAUCAGAAGGUGGAUGCUGGCUCCACCAGGAGACUGUCAUGCCCACCUGCUGGAACAACAGACAACGCGCAGGUUACAGCAACACUGAAAGGGAGGACCAGAGCUGCCACUAGUGCUGUGCCUACUGCCCGUAAGGGUGCCGGUGCCACUGCCACCGAUGCGGUACUGAAGGGGAGGAGGAGAGUAGGAGAGCAGGAGCAGAGGCCAAAGCUUGGAAGCCGUGCAAAGAAGUGA